Aureobasidium musti is the source of this 945-nucleotide messenger RNA. Lineage: Eukaryota; Fungi; Ascomycota; Dothideomycetes; Dothideales; Saccotheciaceae. The record is from the annotation of a GenBank genome assembly.
AUGUCUUCGGACAUUGAAAGUUUCACAGCUCAUUUGCAGUCGUCAAAACGCAUCUUGGCUUUACUCGGUGCUGGACUGUCUGCCUCAUCUGGACUACCCACCUUUCGUGGUGCUGGAGGUCUCUGGAGGACCCACGAUGCCACCUCUCUAGCCACCCCCGAGGCUUUUAGUCGGGAUCCGGCUCUCGUCUGGCAGUUCUACAGCUAUCGUCGCCAUAUGGCUCUCAAGGCGAGCCCGAAUCGAGCCCACCUCGCUCUGGCUGAGUUGGCAAAGAAACAUCCAGGCUUCAUCGCUCUCAGCCAGAACGUCGAUGGUCUAUCCCAGCGCGCAAAACAUCCUCCAGAAAAGCUUCAACUGCUUCAUGGCAGCCUGUUCAACGUCAAGUGCACCUCCUUCUACUGUUCGUACCAUGCCGAAAACUUCACAGAUCCCAUCGUACCAGCCCUCAACAUCCCCAUCGACGAAUCAGAUCCCACCACGAAAGAAGCCCGCCAUGCUGUCUCGGAUGCUUUGCACACCAAACAAACCCAGAAAGAGCUGGAUAUAGCAGACGCACAAGUUCAUCUGCCUUCUGUCCAGGUGUCAGACCUACCAAGAUGUCCAGAGUGCCAUGAAGGUCUUCUGCGUCCUGGAGUCGUCUGGUUCGGCGAGUCUCUUCCAAGCAAAGUACUCAACACCGUCGACAGCUUCAUUGAUGACUCGUCCAAAAUCGACCUGAUCAUGGUGAUUGGCACAAGUGCCAGCGUCUAUCCCGCUGCUGGUUAUGUCGACCAUGCGAGAGCCAAAGGAGCUAGAGUCGCCGUCAUCAAUGCUGACCGUGCAGAUGAGCCUGCCGGAGGUGUGCGAGAUAAUGAUUGGUUCUUCGAAGGAGAUGCUGCACAAAUCGUUCCCGAUAUCUUGAAAAGUGUUAUUGGAGAAAUAGAGCAACCGACGGAGAUGCUGUAG